AUGGUGUCCCCUCAGGUGAAAGACCUUGAUACAUAUAUCCGCAAACAGAACUCCAAGCUCACGCAGGUGGUACAGAACUUUUUCACCAAGGCGGUUCAGAUCAUCCUCGGUGCUCGAAGUGAAGACGAAGACGAACUAUCACAUGAUCAGAAAAUCAACAAAUGGUUCAACCUUCUAAUGGCAUCUUCCAACGCCGUAAACAAGGAUGAGUUGAAGUUAUGGAAGUCAUGUGGUGACCUUUCGAUCAUUCCGCCGAUGAUUAUUGAAACCUCUCUCGACCUUCGGCUGCUCUCCCACGAAAACGCUUUGGUGCUCAAAGACGACACGGGAAAUGUGUGGGAGGUGGUCAAAGGUGUUAACAGUAAGAAACAGGAGGUGGUGGUCGAACGGUGGCUCAUAGAGUUUGAUCCCAACGAUGUCAGCGGCUCCAUUAUGGACGAGUUGCCGUUGAUCUACAAACAGGCCAUCAUCCUCUUCCGAAGUUUAUAUGGGUUCUUGAGACUCAUGCCCGUAUACAAGCUCCGGCAGCGGUUGGCGAAGAACCCAAACGGCCGCUUGAAGGUGGUCAACAAGGUCUUGGAUGGCAAACAACCCAUCAGCUCUAAGGGUCGAAUCGGACUAUCCAAGUCGAUUAUUCCUCAACAAAUGCUAUCUACAGAGUCCCAUUUGGUACAACGGAACUUCCACCCGAUCCACACCACCUUGGGCACUUUGAAGGUGUCGACCAUCUACAGAAGACAUGCAGACUUUGUGGUGCACGAUAACGAGGAGGUAUUAUCAAGUCACUUUAUCCACAUGGACGACAAGGAUACUCUGGUGCUUCCAGAACUCGAGGUCCCGGCAAAGGAUAUUGCCAACACGGCUUCAAUGUCCAUUUCACCCAGUACUGCUAGAGAACCUUCACCUGCAAAAAGAGACACUCCUCCAGCAGUUUCUGGACGUCCUGCCAUCCAGCCGUUCAAGGUGGGCUCCAUCAGCAGCUCACCGCCGCCGUUCCACGGCCCGUUUGGCCCAUCUUCCCUCGAGAGGAGAAUCUCCAUCACCAGCAACAAGUCAACGUCAAAUGCGUCUCUUGCAGCCAUGCUCCGAAACCCGCGUGGUAGUAACCUGUCCACCACUGGUAACAUUCCCAUUUCCAGUACCGCUAGCCAGCAUGCGUUGUCAUCGGUGCCACGGUCGGUAUCUUCCUCCCAUGGCGACGCUGACUCCCCCAACCCCGACGGUGUGGCCACCACGCCCCGGUUUUCGUCCUCAUUCGGGUCGCGUGCCAGCAGACGCUUCAGCAACACCAGUGUUCGCCAAAGCGUCUUGCACCAAACCUUCAACGACCACAGCUACCUUGGCACCAGUGCCGGGCUGAUCACGUCUGUCAACCCCAUGAGUGGGAUUUACAUUGAUGACGACAUUAGUGACUUUGUGCGUAUGAUUGAUAACAAAACGGACUUGCGUCUCUCCAGUCCCGGUAGUAACCAGUCAAACGUUGAAAAACCACCGUCGGGAUCAGACGUGCUCAACAAGUUCCAAUUGAUGAAGUUCCAACACCAACAAUUUGGAGACAGUGUCAACCAAAGCUUGAUACUACAGUCCGGAUCCAACCCUCCAAGUCUCAAUAACCCUGGAAGUCAGGUGUCGAGCCGUAAGUCAUCGACCCACUCGGCCACCUACUCACCAGUUUCUCGAAGUCCCUUUGGCCAUAGAAGCAAUCCUUCCAACCAGAACUUACCUACGAUUGACUCGAAACUCGAAACUGAACCCAAACCACCAGCCGCCGCGCCAGAAACGUCUGUCGGCCACGGAGACAAGCCAAGAGAGCCGGGAGUGGUACGGGGCCUUGCCACCACACCCUCGGUGUACGCCAACCGUCGCUCUAUCCAAUACGAGAAUGUGUUUGAAGACGACGAUGAUGGUGAGGACUACUAUUUGCAGCUGAAGAGUGCCCUGAAGCCGGAAGAGGAAGACGAUGACUUGCUUUUCACCAUGAGCGACAUGAACUUGACCAAGCACUAA
Yamadazyma tenuis ATCC 10573 is the source of this 2007-nucleotide messenger RNA. RefSeq names its product serine/threonine protein kinase regulatory subunit (gene ATG13). The record is from RefSeq and is a predicted model, not a curated record. Gene Ontology annotation, cellular component: phagophore assembly site; cytosol; Atg1/ULK1 kinase complex. NCBI's taxonomy places the organism in Eukaryota, Fungi, Ascomycota, Pichiomycetes, Serinales, Debaryomycetaceae. Gene Ontology annotation, biological process: piecemeal microautophagy of the nucleus; protein localization to phagophore assembly site; mitophagy.